Tupaia belangeri chinensis (Chinese tree shrew) is the source of this 3856-nucleotide messenger RNA. RefSeq names its product EPH receptor B6 (gene EPHB6). Lineage: Eukaryota; Metazoa; Chordata; Mammalia; Scandentia; Tupaiidae. The record is from RefSeq and is a predicted model, not a curated record. Gene Ontology annotation, biological process: ephrin receptor signaling pathway; protein phosphorylation; axon guidance. Bases 455 to 3493 code for a protein of 1012 amino acids. Gene Ontology annotation, molecular function: ATP binding; protein binding; transmembrane-ephrin receptor activity. The transcript has 18 exons. Gene Ontology annotation, cellular component: dendrite; plasma membrane.
CUCCAGAGCAGCGGGCGGCGGGACCCGCGACCAGCUCAGGAACAGCGAUCGUGACGCGGGCGCUCAAGACCCCUCGGCCCCCGCCUCAGGAGCAGCUCCUGCUCCGCCCCGGAAUUCCAGGGACUCGCGGAGCUGAGCGGCCCUGGGCCAUUGGGGGAGCGGGGUCCCCGGACCCGAGAGGACGCUGGCGGCGCUGGUCGAGCUGGGGGUGCUGCGGCUCCACAGCGGGGCCUUGGGGGCGCAGACCUGCGGAGCCUGCGGCCGGUGGGAAGGCUGGCUGUUGGAGGAAGGGAAGAGAGUAAAUGAAGAGAAAGAACUGGAUUAAUUCCUUCCAGAAGAAGAAGUGUCUCUCCAGGAAGCAAGCUCACCUGCAGACCCCCAUCUUACAGGAACUGCAGCCCUGCCUGGAGCAGGGUAGUGGCAGGGGCGAUGGUAGGAGCUCUGAAGAUGCCCCAUGGCUACUGAGGGGGCUGCCUGGUCAAAGGGCAGAGUGACAGGCAUGCUUUGGGCCCUGUUUCUGGCGUCCUCAGUUCUGGCUCUGGAAGAGGUCUUGCUGGACACCUCAGGGGAGACAUCUGAGAUCGGCUGGCUCACCUACCCGCCAGGCGGAUGGGAUGAGGUGAGCGUUCUGGAUGACCAGCGACGCCUGACUCGGACCUUUGAGGCGUGCCACGUGGCAGGGGCGUCUCCCGGCCCCGGGCAGGACAACUGGCUGCAGACACACUUCGUGGAGAGGCGAGGGGCCCAGAGGGUGCACAUCCGACUCCACUUCUCCGUGCGGGCCUGCUCCAGCCUGGGCGUGAGCGGGGGCACCUGCCGGGAGACCUUCACCCUUUACUACCGUCAGGCCGAGGAGCCCGAUGGCCCUGACAGCAUCUCAGCCUGGCACCUCAAACGCUGGACCAAAGUGGACACGAUCGCAGCGGACGAGAGCUUCCCCGCCUCCUCCUCCUCCUCCUCCUCCUCAGUGUGGGCUGUGGGACCCCACAGGGGACAGCGAGCAGGGCUGCAGCUGAAUGUCAAAGAGCGGAGCUUCGGCCCCCUCACCCAGCGCGGUUUCUAUGUGGCCUUCCAGGACACCGGGGCCUGCCUGGCCCUCAUAGCGGUCAAGCUCUUCUCCUACACCUGCCCCACUGUGCUGCGGGCCUUUGCCUCCUUUCCUGAGACACAGGCCAGUGGGGCUGGGGGGGCCUCCCUGGUGGCAGCUGUGGGUACCUGUGUGGCCCAUGCAGAGCCAGAGGAGGAUGGCGUGGGGGGCCAGACAGGGAACAGCCCCCCAAGGUUGCACUGCAACGGGGAGGGCAAGUGGAUGGUAGCUGUUGGGGGCUGCCGCUGCCAGCCUGGACACCAGCCUGCCCGAGGAGACAAGGCCUGCCAAGCCUGCCCCAAGGGGUUCUAUAAGGCCUCUGCUGGGAAUGCUCCCUGCACUCCGUGCCCUUUCCGCAGCCACACCCCUGACCCCGCAGCCCCCAUUUGCCCCUGCCUUGAUGGUUUCUACCGGUCCAGCUCCGACCCACCUGAAGCCCCCUGCACUGGCCCACCAUCCGCUCCCCGGGAGCUGUGGUUCGAGGUGCAGGGCUCAGCGCUUAUGCUGCAUUGGCGCCUGCCGCAGGAGCUGGGGGGCCGAGGUGACCUGCUCUUCAAUGUCGUGUGCAAGGAGUGCGGAGGCCAUGGGGAGCCUGGCGGUGGGGGCACUUGUCGCCGCUGCAGGGAUGAGGUGCACUUCGACCCCCGCCAGAGAGGCCUGACUGAGAGCCGAGUGCUAGUGGGGGGGCUGCGAGCACACGUGCCCUACAUCUUGGAGGUGCAGGCUGUCAACGGGGUGUCUGAGCUCAGCCCAGACCCUCCCCAGGCUGCAGCCAUCAACGUCAGCACCAGCCACGAAGUCCCAUCCGCAGUGCCUGCUGUGCACCAGGUGAGCCGGGCAGCCAACAGCAUCACCGUGUCCUGGCCACAGCCUGAGCAGACCAACGGGAACAUCCUGGACUAUCAGCUCCGCUACUACGACCAGGCGGAGGACGAAUCCCACUCCUUCACCCUGACCAGUGAGACUAACACAGCCACUGUGACGCAGCUGAGCCCUGGCCACAUCUACGGCUUCCAGGUGCGGGCACGGACUGCAGCCGGCCACGGCCCCUAUGGGGGCAAGGUCUAUUUCCAGACGCUGCCUCAAGGUGAGCUGUCCUCACAGCUUCCGGAGAGACUGUCCUUGGUGAUCGGCUCCAUCCUGGGGGCCCUGGCCUUCCUCCUGCUGGCCGCCAUCACUGUCCUGGCUGUUGUUUUCCAGCGCAAGCGGCGUGGAACGGGCUACACGGAGCAGCUGCAGCAGUACAGCAGCCCAGGGCUCGGGGCGAAGUAUUAUAUCGACCCCUCCACCUACGAGGACCCCUGCCAGGCCAUCCGAGAACUUGCCCGGGAGGUCGAUCCUACCUACAUCAAGAUUGAGGAGGUCAUCGGGGCAGGCUCCUUCGGAGAAGUGCGCAGGGGCCGGCUGCAGCCCCGUGGCAGGCGGGAGCAGACUGUGGCCAUCCAGGCCCUGUGGGCUGGGGGUGCCGAGAGCCUCCAGAUGGCCUUCCUGGGCCGGGCGGCGGUGCUGGGCCAGUUCCAGCACCCCAACAUCCUGCGGCUGGAGGGCGUGGUCACCAAGAGCCGACCCCUCAUGGUGCUGACGGAGCUAAUGGAACUUGGUCCCUUGGACAGUUUCCUCAGGCAGCGGGAGGGCCAGUUCAGCAGCCUGCAGCUGGUGGCCAUGCAGCGGGGCGUGGCGGCCGCCAUGCAGUACCUGUCCAGCUUUGCCUUCGUGCACCGAGCCCUCUCUGCCCACAGUGUGCUAGUGAACAGCCACCUGGUGUGCAAGGUGGCCCGCCUCGGCCACAGUCCUCAGGGUCCAAGUUGUCUUCUUCGCUGGGCGGCCCCAGAGGUCCUCGCACACGGGAAGCACACCACGUCCAGUGACGUCUGGAGCUUUGGGAUAGUCAUGUGGGAAGUGAUGAGCUACGGGGAGCGACCCUACUGGGACAUGAGUGAGCAGGAGGUACUAAAUGCAAUAGAGCAGGAAUUCCGGCUGCCUCCUCCUCCAGGUUGUCCUCCUGGACUACAUCUGCUUAUGCUGGACACUUGGCAGAAGGACCGUGCCCGGCGGCCUCACUUUGACCAGCUGGUGGCAGCAUUUGACAAGAUGAUUCGCAAGCCAGAUACCCUCCAGGCUGGCGGGAGCCCUGGGGACAGACCUUCCCAGGCCCUUCUGAACCCUGUGGCCCUGGACUUCCCUUGUCUGGACUCCCCCCAGGCCUGGCUGUCGGCCAUUGGACUGGAGUGCUACCAGGACAACUUCGCCAAGUUUGGCCUCUGCACCUUCAGUGAUGUGGCGCAGCUCAGCCAGGAAGACCUGCCUGCCCUGGGCGUCACCCUGGCCGGCCACCAGAAGAAACUGCUGCACAACAUUCAGCUCCUGCAGCAGCACCUGAGGCAGUUGGGCUCGGUGGAGGUCUGAGGCCAGGCUGGGAGCUGCCAGCUGCCAGUGUCUGUGAUCUAGCCCUGCACAGGGGCCACGGAGGGACAUAUGAGGCCUGAGCCAGGCUGCAUCCCGGGCUCCAUGAGAGGUGCCUGCCACACCACAUCCUCCCAUCCCUUCCUGACCUUGCGUUCACCUGUCCGCCCCUGCACCCUGUCCCCACAGCCCUCCCAUUAAAGGGAAAGAAGGGAAUCUGCAGAAGGGAACUGAGGUGUGCUGAGGCCUUGGUCUGUAGGGAAGCGCGCAGGGGCCUUGGAGGAGGAGCAGAGGGGUGGCAGCAGGGGCACUGCAGAAAUGCAGAAGGGAGCGGAAACGACUUUAUUGGAAGGUGGCAGGUGGCAA